ACAUCAGCUAUAAUAGAACAAAGGAAAAAGAGGCCAGCUUGGCAUCAACUUGGUCCCAGAAUCCUCAUUCUCUAGCUAGGGCACUUCUCAAUUUUUUAUCUUAAACACUCUGAUUAAUCAAAAUGUCAAAAUGUAUGAUUUGUUCAGAAAUUGCAUAGAUUUGGGAAGAAUUCUUUUUUUCACUUUGGUCCUUCCUUUUAUUCCCAAGCAUUCUUUUCCCGAGAGCGAGAGAGAGAGAGAGAGAGAGAGAUUAAAACCCCCAAAGGCGGAAGAAGUCGAACAAGGUUUAUGUAUCAUAAUUUGUUAGAUGACCGGAGGAAAAGUUCCAAUUGAGAGAGUUGGUCACACACAUUAUAAGACCGCUGAAUGUACUAAGGAAAAGAAGAGAAGCAUCAUACUUUCCCUUCCUGUAGAGAUCAUAUUCAACAUCCUUGUUUGGAUUCCGGCCGAUAUUCUUUACAAUUCAAUGAGGUAUGUUUGUCGGCAGUGGUAUAACAUAGUCUGUGACCCUGUUUUCAUUCAAGAACAGCUGAUUCAUUCUAGUGUUGGCCUGAUCGUCGACAACAAUGGUAGUGCGCGUACUCAAUACUUCGAGGUGGGGAAAAUGAAUGCUACGAGGUCGAUAGAGUUGGGAUAUCCAUUUCGACGUCGGAUUGAUGCUACAUGUGAUGGUCUAGUACUGUUUACAGAAGGGCAGAACAGGAUGGUUCAUGGGAAUCAUGUUACUAAUAAUCAAGCGGUAUGUGUUGCUAAUCCUCUCACAAAGCAAAAGGUAACUCUUCCACCACCUCCACCUGGUUGCCGUCCGGCUCAUUUUUAUUACUCAUUAGCAUGUUCUCAUUUAGCAAGAGAAUAUAAGGUUGUGUUCACCUGUUUGUCCCACGGGUGCCAAUUCUUCGAUUGGAUGGUAGUUACUGUUGGAAAAGAUCAAGCAUGGAGACUGAUUGAUAGUAAAAAGUUAUCUGAUCUUGGUCGAAAUUACUCUCCUAAUAUUAGACUAUCUACUGUCGGAUUUCUUUAUCUCAUUUACAACCGGUAUGCUUCAAUUGUUGCUUUGGAUGUACAAUCUGAAACAUUUUAUGAGUUUCCUGGCCCAACAGUUCCACAUAGCAGUGAUAAAGAUGCUGUCUCUUACCUAGUUAGGCGGAACUAUCUUUCUUGUAUAGUUCGGUUAGAAUCUGGAACCAUAUUGAAUGUAUGGGAAUUGUCUGAUCCCAUAAGUGGCGGAUGGAGGAAGCUCUACACGUUUGACUUUGAUGUUCCGAAAUAUAAAUCAAGCGGCAUGUUCAAGGGCUGGUUUUCUCGGCGUGCUGAUUUUAUGUGUUUCCUGCCAAAAGCUUGGGUGAACAAUGGGCAAGUGGUAGUCUUCCGUCUCUUUCACAACCCAGGCCCCUUUAUCGCUCACAAUGUCGAGACUGGAGCGACCUUCUUAAUUGGAAGCCGCUACCUGGAUUCACUGCAUUCCGUCUCCCAUGGUUAUGCCUGGAGCCUUGUCUCAUUGUCACCAAUUUAACAGUGCUAGUGAACGGUAUACCAGCCAAUUCUGGGUAUUUUAUUAUCUGCGCUAGCAUUAUGUUGCACUCCUUGUGUUUGUUAAUCUGAGACUGUAACUAUGCUCUAAAACAGCUUACCAUCAUUGGGCUUGAUUAGCUCUUGUAAUUGCUGUAGAUAUAGAACUUCAGAUUUACAUGCCUUCCCUGUAUUUGUCCGUAAUUCAAAUCAAAUGAACAUUAAGUCAAAAA
Molecule: messenger RNA, 1742 nt
Organism: Rhododendron vialii
Lineage: Eukaryota; Viridiplantae; Streptophyta; Magnoliopsida; Ericales; Ericaceae
Product: F-box/LRR-repeat/kelch-repeat protein At2g27520-like
Exons: 2
Coding region: 308-1513 (401 amino acids)
Molecular function (GO): protein binding
Source: RefSeq, a predicted model, not a curated record